GAGGAGGAAGCCCUGUAAUUCAGUAAAGGAAGUCUUGAAUUUAUACUCGGCGCUCCAAGUGUGCACAAGUACGGGGUGUUACCCAACAGGUUCUGAGUCUUCAUAACCAUCACAGAGAGCCGCACGCUUUCUGACUUUCUGUGGUUUCUCUUUCUCGCUCUCUCUCUCCCAGCUGCUCUGUCUCUCCUGCCGUCUCUCUCUCGCUCUCUCUGUAUCUCUCUUUUUCUCGCGCUCUGCCUCUCCACGUUUCCACGGCUCCCGUCACAGUGGAAUUUCGUUUAGCACUAUGAUGUCAGCUCUAGACCUUCUUCUGUGAGCACUGAAAGGUUAUGCUGCCCAAAAGCUCCCCACUGAGUCCAAGCGAGAAAGAAAAGGGCUAAACUCAGACCGGCCAGACCCCAUCUGUCACGCCUUGCUGCCCCGCAAAGACACAGAAGAGCCAUGAGCGAGUCCCCGGUCUCCAGCUUCGUGGUAGAAGCCAUGGCAGCCGUCGUCCGCUCCCCAGAGUCAUCGACUCCACCCCCCCUUAAUGUGCACCAGGAGGAGGAUGAGGAGGGGGACCUGAACAAAGCCCUGGGGGUAGAGUGUUUCCAGCAGAUUCUGUACACAGUCCCUAGUGUCCCAGAUGAGCAUCGUCGAUGCUACAGUGAGGAGGACUUUGAGUACCACCGUCAUUCCUCACACCAUAUCCAUCAUCCGCUGGCCAGGCUGCCCUCUGAUGGACGAAAGAAGAAGAGCAGCAAGAAGAAAAAGAGUGGGGGCCACAAAAGUAGUAGUUCCGGGGCCCCUACCAUCGAAGAGGGGGAGGAGGAGGAUGAAGAGCGCACACUUGAGAGAGAUGGCCAAGCGGCUGUGCCCACUGCCAGCGCAGUCUCUGACAGCCCGAACGAGAGAGUGCAGUUCUUCCUUACGGAUGACCCUCCCACUCCCUCACCGGGCUGUUCCCUAGCCCCACAACCAAUGGACUUUGUACCGGAGUUGGCCAUGCAUGCAAGCCCCCCCCACCAUGAGGAUGCCACACCCACAGACAACUGGGAACAGCAGGGGAUCUCGACCGAAGACAGAAGCAGCGCGUCCACAGCCGCCCCGGCGUCCCCCGGCUCCCCGAGGGCCCCAGACACCCCCAGCUCGCUGACUCGCGUGCCGUCCACCAGUCGUGGCUACGACCUACAGGAGCGCCGCCGCACGGGUAACAUGACGGGAGCUGAGCAGGCCCGGUACCAGCGGAUCCCCACGGAUGAAAGCGAGGCCCAGAUGCUGGCCACCGUGGACCUGGACGGGAUCAAAAGCCAUCGCUUCGAGGACGUCCCAGGAGUCCGUCGGCAUCUGGUCAGGAAGAGCACCAAGGGCCACAUCGUCCAUGUCAGCAAGGACCACAAGGAGCCCAGCACUCGCAGUCGAAAACUAGACCGUACCCCCCAUGAGUCAGAGGUUCUCAGCAGCUCCUGUUCCAUGUGGGUGGGUAUGGCCCGAAUGGACUGCGUGGGCUGUGUGGCCCUCAACCACAAGGAGGUGUUUGUGGAGCUGAACGAGCUGAUCAUGGACAAAAACCAAGAGAUGCAGUGGCGGGAGACGGCCCGCUGGAUCAAGUUUGAGGAGGAUGUGGAGGAGGAGACGGACCGCUGGGGGAAGCCCCAUGUGGCCUCGCUCAGCUUCCGCAGCCUGUUGGAGCUCCGCAAGACCAUCUCUCAUGGAGCUGUUCUCCUUGACCUGGACCAGAAGACUUUGCCUGGCAUUGCUCACCAGGUGGUUGAGCAGAUGAUCAUCUCUGAUCAGAUCAAAGCAGAAGACCGGGCAAAUGUAUUGAGAGCUUUGCUGCUCAAGCAUAGUCACCCCAGCGACGAGAAGGAGCACAUCACCUUCCCCCGGAACAUCUCGACUGCUAGUCUAGGCUCUCUCAUGGUUCACCACAGCAGUAACCACAGCGGCCAGCCGGAGUCGUCUGUCACAGACCCGCUCAUGGGGCGCAGCAGAGCCAGUUCCGAGAGCGACACACACAUUGACAUUGACAAGCAUGAGAAGGACACUAGCCAAAUGAUGGGUAUGCAUAAGUCCAAGUCCAAACACGAGUUAAAGCUACUAGAGAAGAUACCUGAAAAUGCUGAAGCCACUGUGGUCCUUGUGGGCAGUGUUGACUUCCUGGAACAACCUACUAUGGCUUUUGUUCGACUGCAAGAAGCAGUGGAAUUGGAAUCCGUCUUGGAAGUUCCAGUGCCAGUCAGAUUCCUCUUUGUUCUUCUGGGACCACCUAGCACCAACAUGGACUACCAUCAGAUCGGCCGCUCCAUCUCUACACUUAUGUCCGACAAGCACUUCCAUGAGGCGGCCUACCUUGCUGAUGACCGGCAGGAUCUGCUCACCGCCAUCAACGCCUUCCUAGACUGCAGCAUCGUGCUGCCGCCAUCCGAGGUGGACGGGGAGGAGCUGCUACGCUCCGUGGCGCGCUUCCAAAGGGAGAUGCUGAGGAAGCGUGAGGAACAGGAGGUCAAACUGCUGGCCAAGGAGCCCACGGCCAUCGAGGACAAAGCUUUCGUUACUUCCUUGAAGCCCUGUGAUGACCCUUUACGGAGAACCGGGAAGCCGUUUGGCGGCUUGAUUCGGGAUGCCAAGCAGCGCUACCCCAGAUAUAUCAGCGACUUUAGGGACGCCCUAAAUCCCCAGUGCAUGGCCGCUGUCAUCUUCAUCUAUUUCGCUGCCCUGUCUCCAGCCAUUACAUUUGGAGGACUGCUGAGUGAGAAGACUGGUGGUCUUAUCGGUGUGUCUGAGCUGAUCGUAGCCACGUGCGUUCAGGGUGUGCUGUUUUGCUUGCUGGGUGCUCAGCCCCUCCUCAUCGUAGGCUUCUCUGGUCCCAUCUUAGUGUUUGAGGAGGCAUUCUAUUCGUUUUGUGAGGGGAAUGGCAUGGAGUACCUGACAGGGCGGGUUUGGAUCGGAUUCUGGCUCAUCUUGAUCGCGGUCCUGACUGUGGCUUUCGAGGGCAGCUUCCUGGUGCGCUUUGUGUCACGCUUCACGCAGGAGAUCUUCUCCAUCCUCAUCUCCCUGAUCUUCAUCUAUGAGACCUUCUCAAAGCUGGCCAAUAUCUUCCAGGAGCACCCAUUGCGGCGAUGCUCUGUGGAUAACGGCACAGAGCUGAAUGCCACAGACCGGCACGUCUUUGUGGAGAACCCCGCCGCCGUGCAUCUGCUGAAUGACACCGGGAGCCGGGACCCAAUCAUAGUGACGGGAGAGCCCAACACUGCCCUGCUCUCCCUGGUCCUCAUGUCCGGAACCUACUUCAUUGCCUUCUACCUACGCAAGUUCAAGAACAGCGCCUUAUUUCCUGGAAACAUCCGCAGGAUUAUUGGCGAUUUUGGCGUCCCCAUUGCCAUCCUCGUAAUGGUGUUGGUAGAUUACAGCAUUAAAGACACCUACACCCAGAAACUGAGUGUACCCAGUGGCUUCUCUGUUACACGCCCCGAUAAGCGUGGCUGGUUCAUCAGCCCACUGGGCUCUGAUAAGCCGUUUCCUAUCUGGAUGAUGGCAGCCAGCAUCCUCCCAGCCCUGCUUGUCUUCAUCCUCAUCUUCAUGGAGACACAGAUAACCUCGCUGAUAGUCAGUAAAAAGGAGCGCAUGCUGGUGAAGGGCUCCGGUUUCCACCUGGACCUGCUGGUCAUAGUGACACUUGGCGGCAUGUCUGCACUCUUUGGGCUGCCCUGGAUGGCAGCUGCCACAGUGCGCUCCGUCACGCACGUCAACGCCCUGACCAUCAUGAGCAAGGCUGUCGCCCCGGGAGACAAGCCCCGCAUCCAGGAAGUCAAGGAGCAGAGGGUGACCGGGCUGCUGGUAGCCUUACUCGUAGGCCUGUCCAUAGUGAUCGGGGACCUCCUACGGCAGAUUCCCAUCGCGGUGCUCUUCGGGAUCUUCCUCUACAUGGGGGUGAUGUCACUGAAUGGCAUCCAGCUUGCAGAGCGCUUUCAGCUGCUGCUCAUGCCUCCCAAGUACCACCCCGACCACACCUACAUCCGCAAGGUGCGCACGCUGCGGAUGCACCUCUACACUGGUAUCCAGUUGGUGUGCCUCAUUAGCCUGUGGGCUGUCAUGUCCACUGCGGCUUCGCUGGCCUUCCCUUUCGUCCUGAUCCUUACUGUCCCUGUCAAGAUGUUUUUGCUGCCAAGGAUCUUCAGCCCCCGAGAGAUGCAAUGUCUGGACGCAGACAACGCUGAGCCCACUUUCGAUGAGAAGGAGGGCCAGGAUGAAUACACAGAGAUGCACAUGCCAGUGUGACACGGCAUGCCACGCCCCCUUAAUGUUGCCCUGGGAACACCUCUCUAGUCUGCCAGCCAUUCACAGCUGGGGUGACAAGGAGCACAGCGUUUUUAUCAAAAUUUUUAUUUUUUUUACCAAAAGGAGUCUCCUUAAGCUAGGAAAGAUACCCUUUAACCAGGACCUACAUAGACUUUGCAACAUCUGCAGGUCUUUCUUAUAUUCAAACGAAAUGCCAGUUUAAUCCUUUCUGUUUGCAUGCCUCACGUUUCUAUGAUCGACCAUCCCAAUUAUUCUUUGCUUCCAUGAAGUUACUCUGAGUAUCUAUUGAGCAAGAACUGUACUCCUUUCCUACUAAUUCUUCCAUGGCCAAUAUUGGUAUUUUGAAGCAGCUGUUAAUAUAAUUUUCAGUGUUAUUUUAUUUGGCUGGCGUCACUGCUGACUAUUGAACAUCAUUUUGAAUACGCUCACAAUUUUCCUAUUGCCUUUAGGUUAAAGUCUUGCAUUGCACACUAAGCACUUUUUCUGAACUAAUUGAUAUCGAAUAAUUAAACAUAUAGGACAUGUUAAUGAGCUGAGAGGAAUGGGGCAGCAACCUUUUGAAACUUUUUGGUCUAAUCAUGCAGUGUAGAGUAGGAUUAAAGGUUAUUUAUUGAUAUUUAUAAGGAGGAAAAGUUGUCUCAUACGCUCCAGCAGUACACCCCAUUACAUUCACUAACGUAAGGCUGCACGAACAUAUCAAGCAAACACAGGAGUGAAUUGCUGUACUGUACCAAAGGUGCCAUAACAGGACUUUGUAAAUGGAGUAAGAGUUUGCAAGAUGGUAGCUCGACUGUGAAACUGUGGUUUGCAAAGAGGGACAUGCAACUCAUUUUUCUCAAAUAUUAAGAAAUAUAUAUUCCAACUGUAAAGGAGGGCUGUAUUUUGUUAGCGUCGGUAUCAUUUCUUUAACAUACCUAAGAUUGCUGCAUAAUGUCCAUUUCAAGGAGGGCAGUGGUCAGUCAGCCGUUAGUGAACAGUUAAAAGAUUGACCACUAGAGGGCGGAAAAGCUAUAUCAAAGGCUGUGGAACGUGCAUUUUGGACACAGACGGGAAGAUCUUAUUUGUGUCAUGUGGUACUUAAUUUGUGUCGAUUUUUUUUUCCUGUUAACGCGGAAAAUUUACAUUGUGACUUCAUUAGUCCUAGAUUAUGCUUUAUAAAGGGAACUGUCCUUGUUUUUUUACUUUGACCUGUCAAACCUCACUUUGAGUAACUCACUUCUGCACUAAGGUGAUGCUGCUUUAAAUGCACACAUCUAAAAACAUUUGUUUUGGAAAAACCAUAACAUGCCUGUUGUUUGACCAAUUUAUGUCACGGGUUUAAUUAUAACUGGUGGAAAGGCCUAGUACAUAUGACCACUAAGCCUAUGCCUAUUAUAUUAGUGGUUUUUCUGUCUUUAAUAUUAGACGCUAACAACACCUGUAGCUGCUUGCAUUUCAGAGUUGUGUCCACUGAACAUUUUCCAAAGAAAACCGAUGCAUAUUGUUUCUGCCAUUUUUCACCAUUGUCAUAGUGUUUGACAAAAAGACCAAAUAGCACAGUGAGAACAAAUAAGUGCAAAACAACAUGUGUAUGUCUGGUCUUGAGCUUGCAGGGAAUUGCACCAGUGGUGUGUGAAUCGACAUGCAGGGUGAAUUGUAGUUUUCAUGGGGAAUUUGGGUGGCAUAAAUGUGCUUAACAUUGAUUACAAAAAAAAAGGGACCAGUUCUCUUGUUACAUAUGGUUUCAUUGGUUUAUGGUAUAGCAGGAUAGGGACACAACUGUUUCCAAGAGACUAUGAGAUCUGAUUUUUGUCAAAUUGCUACAGACCACAGCAACUUAAAACCACAUUGUAUGUGUGUGUGCGCGCAUGCAUACACUGUUGUGCCAGGACAGUGUUCGUUCUUGGCUAAGUUUGUUGUAGCUGUAUCCUUUUAUGUGCCUUAAUGUGCCAGACCAGCAAAAUUAGUUUCUGUUUUGGCUUCCCUGCCGUUAUGAAGGUGUAAUGUAAUUCUUCAGUUCAAAAAUAAUUUUGCACAUUCCUAAACUUUGACCUAUACAGUGAUAGUUGAAUCUGUUUUGUAAAAAGGUCUUAAAGGCCUGAGGUUGGUAUAAAAAUAAGAUGGCAACAUUUGUAUACAAGUGGUUAUUUUCUUAGGAAAUUGAUGCAACACAUUUUGAACUGGUCAUCCAACAAAAGCUUAAGUUCUAGUUGAAGUGACCCCUUUUAAGAGAAGCGUGACAUUUUUGUAUAUGUGUAGAUUUAAGAUUCUCUUAUAUAUUUAUAAAUAACCUUUUUGAAGCAGAAUGUUCUUAGUUUGUGGCAGGGUGGUUGGUCAGACUGCUUUUCAGUACAGAAAGCACACCAAACAGGAAGGACUCCUUUUCAUGUACUGUGGCUGCACAACCACUCAGUGAUUAGCUGCUCUGGCUGCCUGAACAUCUAUGGUGCAAUAUCAUUGGGGAAAGGCACAGAGGUACCCCACACUGGAAAGUGUCUGUUAUUCUUAAUACUGAAUCUUAAGCACUCAAACAGUAAAAACAUCUGUUCCUUUAUAUUGGUGUUUUUUUUGGCACUUUCUUCCACUUUUAUAAUAUGUUUCUUAAGAGGAGGGGUGUUGUUGUAAAUUUAAAUCCCAAGCAUGCCUUGGCCUUUCCUGUGUGCUCCUUGGGUGGGCUCAGAUUUAUGUUAUGCCUUCUUCCCUUUUGUUACAUACAGAAUUGACCUGUCUGUACCCAACACUACUCCCAAAAAAAAUCACACACGGGCCUCACUCCCGGGAUGUUCGUGACUUCCAGAAAAUACCACUAACAGAUUUCCCCCCCCCACACAUGAUACAAGAUGUUUCGGUAAUAUUUUAUUGCAAAAUGCAAAUAUUUAGGUUAUAAAUCAUUUGUGGGUCAGACUUAGGCAUGAGCAAUGUCCUGUUUCUUUUAGAUCAGAAAUAAAUGUAUAUUGCCUGGAAAACUGAAAGGGGACAGAUUGUGAGGAGAUUUGGAUGGUUGAAUACAGAUUGCUGUGUAGUAAAUAGUGCUAUGGAGUUAAGGGUAAUCAAAUUAGACAUUUCAAGAAUGACAAUGGAUGUAAUUUCUUCCAUAUAAUGUUCUAGAUUUUACUGCUCAAUGGUUUGUGUAUAUCUACUUCAAAUAUGUGACAAAUAAACAUUUUUUUCUACUA
Paramormyrops kingsleyae is the source of this 7436-nucleotide messenger RNA. Its product is annotated as anion exchange protein 2-like. NCBI's taxonomy places the organism in Eukaryota, Metazoa, Chordata, Actinopteri, Osteoglossiformes, Mormyridae. Gene Ontology annotation, cellular component: apical plasma membrane; plasma membrane; basolateral plasma membrane. The record is from RefSeq and is a predicted model, not a curated record. Gene Ontology annotation, molecular function: solute:inorganic anion antiporter activity; monoatomic anion transmembrane transporter activity. Gene Ontology annotation, biological process: transmembrane transport; regulation of intracellular pH; bicarbonate transport.